AUGGAUUCUUCCGAUGCUGUUGCACAGCAGCUUCUUUUGAACGACUCAGCAAAUGUGCCUGACAUAACUGCAGUGACUAUUUCGUAUCUAUUAUGUAUUUUUGGUGGCUCUUUGUCAGUUCUCAUAAUGUUUGGAAACCUUCUUGUCAUAAUCUCCAUUGUUUACUUCAAACAGCUCCAAACUCCUACAAACUUCCUGAUGCUCUCUCUGGCUGUGGCUGACCUCUUAGUUGGACUUUUAGUUUUGCCUUUCAGCAUCUUACUCUACGUGCGCUCAAAUUGGCCUCUUCAAGAUGUCCUCUGUCGAUUGAGAGGCAGUUUCGAUAUGUUACUCUGCAAUUCCUCCAUUCUGAACUUGUGCUUCAUUUCUGUUGACAGAUAUUACGCAGUGUGUCAGCCUCUGAGAUACACAACUAAAAUCAAUGUCCGUGUCGUUGGGAUCAUGAUCCUGGUGACGUGGACCUUUUCUGCUCUAAUUGGGAUUAUUAUCACAUUGGCGCCAAAUCAAGGGAAGAAAAACAACAGGUGUGUUUUAAUACAAAAUAAAUCACACAGUUCACUCAUCAUGGGUGCGCUUACUGUGUUUUUCAUACCAGCCGUCAUCAUGUUUGCAAUCUACCUAAAGAUUCUGAUGGUGGCACAGAGACAGGCCCGCAGCAUCCUGAGCAUGGCAAAAGCUGGUGCAAGUGUGAGUAAAGUGGAGAGAAAGGCGACUAAAACUCUUGCCAUUGUGAUGGGGGUUUUUCUCAUGAGUUGGACGCCUUUCUUUCUGUGCAUCACCCUUCAACCUUUGAGCAACAACACAAUACCGCUUCAUGUUCUUCAGUCCUUUAAGUGGCUUGGAUGGUCCAACUCAAUGUUCAAUCCAUGUGUUUAUGCUUUCUUUUACAGCUGGUUUCGAGAAGCUUUUAGGAUGAUCAUUACGGGGAAAAUAUUUCAAGGUAAUUUUUGUAAUUCAAAACUCUUUUGAACCAAUAUUUGACUCCCCGUCAUGUCACUAAUAAUUUCUGAAUGUUACUCUUCGUCUCAUUUUGACCUUGAUCUACACAAAGCACAUUACCUAAAUGAUGGCCCUGUUUUGAUGGUCCAUGCCUCCUUAAACCUCAUGAGUAUGUCCUUCACUGCG
Molecule: messenger RNA, 1125 nt
Organism: Solea solea (common sole)
Lineage: Eukaryota; Metazoa; Chordata; Actinopteri; Pleuronectiformes; Soleidae
Product: trace amine-associated receptor 4-like
Exons: 1
Coding region: 1-969 (322 amino acids)
Biological process (GO): adenylate cyclase-activating adrenergic receptor signaling pathway
Cellular component (GO): membrane
Molecular function (GO): G protein-coupled receptor activity
Source: RefSeq, a predicted model, not a curated record